AUGUGCAUUAAGGGCUAUCGGCUUCCGGUGACUCAAGUCCCUGCGAGCAGUUCUCACGGCCUCAGUCCUGCAGCAGUGCCCAUUCUAGACCCUCCUUUUCCUCUGCCCGCGGAGCGGGAGGUCGCGCAUGCGCACUUGCUCAUGCGCUCCUGGAGCAGGGUUGGGGGGGAGCUGGCGCCCGCACUCGCGGGCCCGGGCCGGGGGGCGAGGGACCCCGUGAGCUUCGCUGAUGUGGCCGUGUACUUUUCCCCGGACGAGUGGGGACGGCUGCGCCCCGCGCAGAGGGCCCUCUACAGGGACGUCAUGCGGGAGACCUACGGCCACCUGGGCGCGCUGGGAUUCCCGGGCCCCAAACCCGCCCUCAUAUCCUGGAUGGAACAAGAGACAGAGGCCUGGGGUCCGGGCGCACAGGAUCCGGAGGAGUUGGGGGGAGGUCUGAGAACAGCCUGCAGAGGAAACUGGAACAUAAACAAAGAGAACUGGAAGAGAGAUGAGCCCCAAGCCAGGGACUCUUUGGACACACAUGUGAGAGGCCAAUUACUUGAACCUGGCAUCAAACUUAUAGACUCAACACACAAUGGAUCCUUGGAACCACCAUCCAAAGCUGAUUUCAGCAAGACUUUGCCUCAGCCCUCUAUUCCCAAACCCAACUUGGACACUCAGCCUGGUCAGCGGCGCCAUGCCUGUCCUGAUUGUGGACGCCGCUUUACCUAUCCCUCCCUGCUGGUCAGUCAUAGGCGAAUGCACUCUGGUGAACGGCCCUUUCCUUGUCCUGAAUGUGGAAUGCGCUUUAAGCGGAAGUUUGCUGUUGAAGCCCAUCAAUGGAUCCAUCGGUCUUGCUCUGGGGGACGGAGGGGUCGUCGGCCUGGGAUACGGGCUGUGCCUCUUGCCCCUGUUCGGGGUGACCGUGACCCUCCUGUGCUAUUCCGGCACUACCCAGACAUCUUUGAGGAGUGUGGAUGACCUGCUUCACUGGGGAUGGGGGAGAAGUGAUUGGAGAGGAGCUGAUGGUCUAAGCAUGGUCAAAGUGCUAGAGCCUUGACAAACUCAUUUGAAUAGAUGAGGCUGAAACUGUUGCAACUGUCCUUCCAACAGAAGAAUAAUAAAGGGAGCAGAGACUGUUGGGAAGAUUAAUCUGGAGAUAGUAUGCUGGAAUCACACUGGAAAGGAUGUCAAAUCCUACCAAGGAGGCUGAAAAAUGAUUUUUCAAUCAACAAACCACUGGUGACCUUGAAGAAGGAGCAGUUUCAUUGAGUGGUAGGUAUAGAAAUCACAUUUCUGGAAGUUAAGAAUAGGUUGCAGAGUAGAGGCAUUGAGUAAAAAGUGCUCACGUGAGAAAUUUGGCAGUGAAAGAAAGGAAAUAAUAGAGGGUCCAACCAGGGUUAGCAAAUAAGUCUUUUCCCACAAUAAGUGAUAUUUACAUAGGACUUGUUUGUAAAGUACUUUGUACAUAUUAUCUGAUUUGUUCUUCACAACAACCCUGUGAGGCAAAAACUAGUUUUAUCCUCCUGAAGGAACUGAAGUUGAGAGUUUAAGUGACUUCAUUUAUUCCAACCUAGUCAUUUUACAGAUGAGAAAACUGAGACUCAGAGAAAUUAAGUGACUUGCCUAAGGUCACACAGGACAGAGGUGUCAUUCGAAUUCAUUCAGUUCUUAAACUCUAAAUCCCAACCUCUGUCUACUAGGUUAGGCUGCCAACUCUCAAGCAUGAGAAAACUAGAGCAUGUUCUUGAAAAUAAAGGGCAAGUAAGCAUUGGGUAGAGGAACUGAAGGCCCUGGAGAGAGAAAGCAAGGGUCCUGAGAUGGCACAGGUGGGAGAGUUUAUUAAACUUUAAAAUGAGAUGCCUGUGCAGCUGAGCCUGAAAAGCAAAGAAGAAGAGGUAAGAAAUAAGAGAAAUUUUUAAUUGGGUGUGUUAUUAGAGAUCUCAUCCAUGAUUGGAUAUAUUUUUUUCUCAGCUGUAGCACAGCAGAGUGGGGGGUAGGGAUUGGACUAAAGGAAUGGAGAAUGGAGGUUUUUAAGAGUCACUGUUGGGAGCAGCUAGGUGGUCCAGUGGAUAAAGCAUUGGCCCUGGAUUCAGGAGGACCUGAGUUCAAAUUUGGCCUCAGACACUUGACACUUACUAGCUGUGUGACCCUGGGCAAGUCACUUAGCCCAUAUUGCCCCGAAGGGAAAAAAAUGUCAGUUGGAUGGUCGAUAGGGAAUGACAAAAAAAGACGUAGGAAAUCAGUAUGAAUUUUUGUUCACACAUAUAGUCUCUUCUAUUUUCACUUCCAUAUUAUCAUAUGAGUUACCACCUUAGAUAUACAGUAGUCUCCAAUUUCUCAAUUUAUCUCCAGGGUUUCCAACCUAAAAUAACCCCAGCAAAACAAUCGACCAGGGAGUCAGGAAGAUGUCUCUCAUUCCAGCCCUACUACGAGAGACUACUGUGACAUUACAAAGUCACAACUUCUCAGUUUCUCUUCCGAGGGCUGUUUCCUUUUAGCUCUGAAAUGUAUAUCAAUGAUUUUAUGGAGAAAUGUUUAAAAACAUAGGGAGUGAGGUCAGUGGAAAGGGAAAGCCAAGAAACGUUGGCGAUAGAAUGAGAUAUUUGAGGGAGUAAAGUCCAAAAGGGGAGUGGUAGGGGAUUGGAUGAAGAGUGAAUGGGGAAGGGUGUACUCCCCCUCCCCACACUAGCCCCCCCCCCACUAGAGGGAAGAAAGACUGUGAGCAAAUAAACUAAUUCUUACCCUAAAGAACGUGUCAGUAAAUGGGAAAUGGGUUUGUAAUCACUGCAAAGAUAGUCACUGACUUGAUGGCUAUUAAGAGGAUGGGGAGAAUGACUCCGUGCUUGUGAGAUUAAGUGAUACUGGCUAAACCCAGGACCGAGUGAUCCUGGGCGUGAAGAGGCAGGUGCCUGGGCAGCCGGAGACCCCAGCGCGGAGGCCGCAGAGAACAGGACGGAGAAGCCUCCCGGGGUAGUUAGGGCAGCUCCGGGGCGCCGUGGAGCCCGGCCCUCGGCUCCUCCCCCCUCCCUCACCUCGGUUUGCGGAUCUCCUUCGGGCAGUGAGCAGAAAGUCCGCUCACCGAAGGGCCCGCGUAGGGGCUCAGCUGCUGCCCGGUGGCCCACAGGGCCAGGCUUCCCGGCCCAGCAGAAAAGGAGACGGAGGAGGAGUCCUGGGGAACACGGAGGAAGGACUUAGGGAGAAGGGAGGAGGACGCAGGGGAACGCCGGGAGCUACGGGGUAAAGUCCUCGAAGCUCAACUACUAUCUAGUCUUCUGCAGGCAUCACCCGCUUCCGCCGGAAACCACAGACGUCCGGGGGUUUCACCUGAAAUCGUGGUGGCGACCCCGAGAUGUCACUUCCGGCGCCCCUCUGCGUCGUCUCUUUAAAACUGGCUUUUUAAAAAAUGGUUGGCUCAAAACUGAGGGACUGGGGACCGCGACCUCCUGCCCGUCCCUAGCAUUUCCAGUCUGAAAAUCAACUCUUCUGGCCCCGACAGAACAAGAGUCAAACGCAGGGAUCCGAGGCCCUGCAGAGCCCGCCUGGGAGAGGCCCGAAGGGAGAGGAGUUCCGGAUUGUUGCCGCGUUUCACUGACGUCAUCCUCCCAGCAGCCCCAAGGGGUGUUCGCAGCUGUUGUUUUCCUCACUUUACCGCAGUGGCAGCGCCGGACUGAGCCAGCUGGAGGCCCAGCGUUCUCUUCACACCUACUGCGGGGAAUGAGGAUCAUCCUGAUGCAGGAGUCGGUUUCAUGUCUAGCUCUAAGAUUAAAGAAAGUAACUUAAAAUCGCUGCCUCGCCGGACUCCCAAGGUUAUCUUCUAAAGCAGAGGCGCCUCAAGACCUUAAGUGGAAGGGUCAGUCGUUCAGGGGAGAGUGGCCUGCAACGGGUCCUUUUGUAUGUAAACAGAACUUGGGGUUAAAAGGCUCAAGGAACUGGCUUCUUUUAAGGAUCGUAAUCAGGUGUUUUUAUUUUCUACCUUUCUCAAAACUUGUCUGAGUUCCAAAACUUCACAUUGCAAGUGUCCUGAAGGCUUGAAAAGGACUUGUGGUUUGUCCUUUGGCUUCUCUCCCCUUGCUGUCACGAGUGGAACUACCUGGGUACCUGGUUUUAAACUCUCCAUCCCUGAGUUCCCCUCAGAAAGGCUUCCCUGCCAGAUUGGCAUGUGACUCCGAGAUGCAAGUAUCCACAUCACUGUAUUGCUUUUGAUUCCAUGGUGUGGGAGGCUGAGGAGCCUAAAGGCUUGGUCCCCUGUUUACAUAUGUGAGUGUUCAUGUGCACAGAGGUCAGAAGUUUAUAUACCUAUUUAGGUAUAUUAAUCCCUAAACUCAUCCUACCAGGAUUUUCCAAGUUACAUGCUUUAAAAAUAAUUGAUUUCAUAACCUUUUAAGUACUAAAAUGGAAAAAUGACCAUAAGAGGGAGAUUGGGCAAUCAAGAUGUUGCUACUACUAUUACUUUGUUAGUUAUUUAUAUUUGUAUAGUGUUAUGGGCACAUCAAAGAACCUUCUCCUUGAGAAACUAAACCAGAGGACAGACAAGCCAAGAGAGCUAAGUGGAACCA
Messenger RNA from Dromiciops gliroides (monito del monte), 4541 nucleotides. Its product is annotated as zinc finger protein 688-like. Lineage: Eukaryota; Metazoa; Chordata; Mammalia; Microbiotheria; Microbiotheriidae. The coding region runs from base 1 to 963 and encodes 320 amino acids. The transcript has 6 exons. The record is from RefSeq and is a predicted model, not a curated record. Gene Ontology annotation, biological process: regulation of DNA-templated transcription.